Messenger RNA from Vitis riparia (riverbank grape), 1011 nucleotides. RefSeq lists its product as uncharacterized. NCBI's taxonomy places the organism in Eukaryota, Viridiplantae, Streptophyta, Magnoliopsida, Vitales, Vitaceae. Gene Ontology annotation, molecular function: protein binding. The transcript is spliced from 8 exons. The record is from RefSeq and is a predicted model, not a curated record. The coding region runs from base 1 to 1011 and encodes 336 amino acids.
AUGGAAGACGGGAAAUUACCAGGUCAGUGUUGUUCUCUUCAUCCUCUCUACAUCUUUUACAUGUAUAUAGACAAAUUCUCAGACUUGACAUUCACUUUUCAACCAGCGAUUUCCAGAACAUUAAGAUACAUCCAACCGUCCGACUACUUGUUCCGGGUAGAGUGUGUCUCUUCCCUGAUGAACACAAACAUUGAAAAAUAUGAAUCAGGGAAAUUUGAAGCAGGUGGCUACAAAUGGAUAGCAGAUACUAAAAAGCUUCCUCUUGGUUGGGAGGUUAAUGUUAACUUCAAAUUGUUUGUGUUUAAUCAUAAACAUGACCAGUACUUAACUGUCCAAGAUGCUGGUGGGAAGCUAACCCGCUUCAAUGUGAUGAAGACUCAAUGUGGUUUUCCUCAGUUUCUUUCGCUAGAUGUUCUCAAUGAUCCUUGUAAUGGAUACCUGAUGGAGGACUCUUGCAUAUUCGGAGCAGAGGUUUUUGUUAUGAAAUAUAGUGGCAAAGGGGAGUGUCUUUCCAUGAUAAAGGAACCUGUUGAUGGUACUUUCACUUGGGUGAUUGAGAAUUUCUCUACACUGAAGGAGAAAGUCAUGUACUCUGAUGUAUUCACUGUUGAAGAUUUCAAAUGGAAGCUAAUUCUCUACCCCAAAGGAAGUUCUAAGACAAAGAACAAAAGCCUAUCCCUCUUUCUAGAGCUGGCUGAUUGUGAAACACUUGAUAAUCAGAGUAAGUUGUAUGCUGAAUUCGAGCUGUUGAUAAGUGAUCAAGGCAACCUUGGACAUGUCAAACACCACGCUAAGAACUGGUUCUGUCACUCAAAGAAGGAAUGGGGACUCCAUAAUAUGUUAUCUCUGUGUGAUUUCAAUAACAAAUCGAAGGGCUUCUUGUCUGCUUCCCAUGUCCAUUUCCUUAACCCAAAAUUAUAUGCAGCGUACAAAUUAAUCAUUGCACUGACAGGCAACAUGAACGUGAAGGCCAUGGCAGAUUCCCGGAUUCAAAUGAUUGCAUUGUUAUAA